Messenger RNA from Rhododendron vialii, 1522 nucleotides. Its product is annotated as vacuolar protein sorting 38. Bases 220 to 1311 code for a protein of 363 amino acids. The transcript is spliced from 6 exons. Gene Ontology annotation, biological process: SNARE complex assembly. Gene Ontology annotation, molecular function: SNARE binding. NCBI's taxonomy places the organism in Eukaryota, Viridiplantae, Streptophyta, Magnoliopsida, Ericales, Ericaceae. The record is from RefSeq and is a predicted model, not a curated record. Gene Ontology annotation, cellular component: endosome; lytic vacuole.
CGGGAGGAAACGAGGGGAGUAAUGCGAAAACGGCGAGUUCGUGAACAGAGAAAGUACAACCAAACCAAACGGUCUCUCUCUCUCUCUCUCUCUCCUCCUAAACAACCGGGAAAAUCAAAGUCUCGAACACACCUCUGACUUUUGCAGCCGUGAUGCCGAAACCCUAAUUUUUCCCAAUUGGGACGAUGGUAGUCUUCUUGAACCCUAAUUCGAUUCCAAAUGGAACAAAAACCGUUAACAAGAACGAGCAAGGACAAAGCCGUAGGUUCAGAGAAGAAGGAUUCCCCGCAGGAGGAGGGGAUUGAGAAGGUGGUUCAGUGGGAAGAUUUCGAACAAGAGCUCGCGCGUCUCGUGAGUCUCUCCUCUGCUCUCAACGAAGCCAAGGAGAAGAAGCUGUUGCUUCAAAAUAAACUCGAUAGUUUCAUUCAGGUCGAAGCAGAGUCGUUAAGUCGGUCAAAUCAGCUAGAUGAUAUGCGCGAGAAGUUGGAAUCUCGAAAAUUGGUGAUGGGAAACACAUCAAUGCAUGCGAAGGUUGUAGAAGGGAAUGUUAAAAGGGAAGAGGAGCGACUUAACAACGAAAUUAAGUCGCUUUUGCUAGCUGGGACAGCUCUUUCUGUAGCUACUAAGCGUCUGCAGGAAUCAAAUAGGCUACUUGCCGGAGAAAGUGGUUAUGUUCGUCUCAGAAACAUGCAGAAGUUGCUGAGAGUGAGGCAACAAUAUAUGAUAUCACAAGUUUCAUUGCUCUAUCCUGUGAAGGUUGUGAUUGGGCAUGGGCUCGAGCAAGAACUUGAAUCUUUUACGAGCAGUUUUAGAUUAGGGAAUUCUGCUGGAUCAAAACCUGUCGAUCAAAGUUCCUUGACUAUUUUGGGUCUGGAUCUCACUGUACUCCCUUUCAAGAAGAUGAGUUUUUUCGCCGACAAGAAGGAGAUUCAGAGAUCUGCUACAGCACUGGGAUAUGUUUCUCAUGCUGUUUCCCUUGUUGCUUCUUACUUACAAGUACCUUUGCGUUACCCUCUGCGAUUGGGAGGUUCUCGAUCAUAUAUUCAUGACUACUCACCUUCAUCAGAGCCUACAUCAUCUGAUUCAACGUCAAAUUCACUACUUUCCUCAGAUUUGAAGGCUACAGAAUUUCCUCUCUUUUUAGAUGGUCAAGAAACUACAAGAGCAGCCUAUGCUGUAUUUUUGCUCAACAAGGACAUAGAGCAGCUUUUGAAUUUCAUUGGCGUUAAGAGUUUAGGGCCACGCCAUGUACUUGCUAAUUUGAAAGAGCUACUAAGGACAAUCCUUUCUCCAGAAUACAAAGAUACAUGAUCGGCUUCCCGUCCUGAUUGUAAGUUCUGUUGUAAAUGGAUUCUUCGUAUUCUUACAGAGGUGCGAAAUUUUAGUAGAGCACCUUGCAUACAACCACCCUUGUGAUUUUACUACUUCAUAGCAAUGCAAAAUGUGCUUAUUUGAAAUCUUGUCCGGGAACAUUUUGCGCUGCUCUAGAGUGCUUGGUUUAAACUUGUGCUUGAUUUGAUAA